Molecule: messenger RNA, 156 nt
Organism: Loa loa (African eye worm)
Lineage: Eukaryota; Metazoa; Nematoda; Chromadorea; Rhabditida; Onchocercidae
Exons: 1
Source: RefSeq, a predicted model, not a curated record
AUGAAUGUCACAGAAGUAUUGGAUAAUAAUAGUACAAUAAGUAUAGAGAAAGCAGGUACCGAUUUAUAUCUUGUCAUCUUACCAAUAAUUGUUAUUUUUGGCUUAUGCGGUAAUGUCGUAUCAUUGGUUACAAUCUUUCAUUCACGGCUACGAACA